AUCAUUCAAGAGGGAUUUUCCAACAAGACGGCGCUCCAGCGCACACUUCGGGCAAGGCCCAAAACUACUGUCAACAACAUUUGGGUUGUUUCUGGAGCAAGGACAUAUGGCCUGCCAAUAGCCCUGACUUGUCUCCUAUUGAAAAUAUAUGAGCCUUGCUCCAGGAGCAACUCAACAACGAAGCACUAGCGACCUCGGAGCAAACCCUCUUUUGUAAUCUGAAAAAUUCUUGGAGAAAGAUCUCGCCAGACGUCUUGGAAAAAAUAUAUACUGGAGUGCCAAAUGAAUUCUAAAAUGCAUUCGACGGCCAGGCCGCCAUUUUGGGAAACAAAUCAUAGUUUGUACUUCUACGUAUGGGUAACUCAUUUAAUAGCUGUGAUGAGUUAUAAAAACCACCAUCAAUUCUUGGAUUAAAAGUAUGUAAGUACUGAUUCAUGUUUUUGAUAUUCAUUCUAAUCACCACAAGUCUAUCGGAAUGUUAAAAUUAAAACAAUACAGAUAUAGAAAUCAAUGAAAGGCCCAAAUUUUCAUUUUCCUUUUUUCAGGCCCGCUAUUGGUUAGGUAAUACUCAAGUGGAUGAAAAUACUUUUGUACACGUCAAUAAGUAUGGUUGUCUCAGUUGUUCAUCUUUGGCAGAAUGAGUCAUCUUGAAGAUCCAUUCUUACAGAUUUGAUCCGGUUACCGGAGAAUCAGCAAGCUUCGGAGCUACUUCCAUGUCUACACCUUGUGGACAAUUGCAGAUGAGGGGGGGUCAUUUGAACCAAGUCCGAGUGGAAUGUUUCAAAAAAGAUCCUUCGUUCGUUUCUUACGGUCUCUGUCAAUCAUCUCAAUGCUUCACGACCUCUGGAAUGGUUUGUGCCUUUCCUUUUCGAUUUAAGGGACGGAUGUACGAUCAAUGCAUUACUCUGGGGUCGAAAAACGGAAGACCUUGGUGUAGCACCAAAACUGAUAGGGAUCACAAUCACAUUGAUGGCAUGGAAGCCGAUUGCAACGCCGAUUGCUCGGUCAAUAAUUGUCCCAUUGGUUACCAAAGACUGUAUGGAACACAAACUUGCUACAAGCUUUCUCCAAGUCAUCCAGCUAAAAUGGCAUCAAGUUUUGAACGUGCUCAAGAUUCUUGCUCUUUGGACGGUGGACGCCUCCUCCAACCCCGGUCUAAAUCAGCCUUGCAGACCAUGAAAAAUGUUGAACAAUUCACGGUGUUUCAAUCGACGAUCAUUUCACAUGUAGCACUAGGAUUGAUGGUGCAUUUCGAAUCAGGGCUUGUGAAGCUCUACUAUUCUGAUGGAACUAUGGUACCAUUCAAGGUUCAGGAAUCGAUGAUGGAAUGGGACGACAGUUUCCCAGAAGAAGAUGCUACUAAAGCUUGCGUGGCAAUAAUGACUGUUACUGGCAAGCUAAGAAAUGUUCCGUGCCAAGGCUACUUUAAUGGGACCAAUGAAGGUCACGGCAAAUUGGGCUACAUUUGUGAGGCUCGUCCGAUUGAAACUUUGGAAGCAGACCCAAUUCAAGUUUGCCACUUGCCCUUCAUUUAUAACUCAACCAGGCACGUGGGUUGUGCUCAAUCUGUUCACGCCUCCACUGAAAUGGACACCCAAGGCUUCCCUUGGUGCGCUACGGAAGUGAAUGAUCGAGGAGAAAUGGUUCCAGGCAAAUGGGGCAAGUGCCGUGAUGAGCGAACCAUCGCCUAUGACAAUGCCGUGGGACACUAUUGCUCCGUGCCUUUCCUGAUGAAUAAAAGGUAUUAUGAUUCGUGCACCCGCCAUGCAACCACUCCCUCUGCCCUGAAUCGUUAUUAUUGGUGCCCCAUACCAAGUGAGGCAUCCCUGAAUGUUUCAUAUUCAAAUGUGGGUAUAAAAGGAUCCUGCACCGACUUUCUUAUCCCGGAAGAAAACGGAUGUGGAGAUCACUAUGAUGACGUAGGAGAUAUGUGCAUGAGGGUCUCUACGUUUCCAGUCAAUUUUGACGAGGCUGUGGAGGCUUGCAAUCAGGAUGGUGCAGAUUUGAUCGCUAUCGUUGACGACGUUAUUCGCGACGCUGCAAUUAAAUUGAUUGAAAAGAAACGGCUCCAGUUUGAGCACUUUCGAAACAUGAACUACUUUUGGAUCGCUGGAAGGUUCAGUAAUCAGAGCCAAUGGCACUGGACCACUCACUUCCAACCGUUCAAUAAGUAUACACAAUGGCAAGCCAACACUCCAAACUACGCUUGCAAGUCCACGGGUUGCACUCACCUAAACGCCCUUCUGAUGCAACGUGACGAAGACUAUUCUUGGCGGGCAGCUGAUUUGGGGGAGCAGUUUGGCUACGUGUGCUUAUCGAAGUGUUCCAAGGGUUACACAUGGUACUCCAAAGUGCAGAAAUGCUUGAAGGUAGUUUCGUAUGGGGCUCAAAAUGAGAAAAAGAGGAAUUUACCACAGUCUUUAGUGCAAUGUGGAAAGGAUCAAGGGUCAUUGGUCGCUCUUCGAAGUUGCCAGGAGAUGGAAAUGCUGAAUCAGCAAUUGGCCGACUUCUUUUACCCCGUAGACCAAGUGUUCCAGAUCGGAGUUUUUGGAUUCCUGAAAGACCCACAAGCUAACCGACAUGCCCCUACCGAUCAGCUCACCGACAGCCGGGGCUAUUCAAUGGGGUUGUCCACUACGUUUGAAAAAUCAAGGGGUCUGUGCGACGCCAAGGAUUCAUUGCUGACCGACACAUUGGAAGAAUCCAAAACUUAUGGAUUUGGGCUGAAGCGUGCUAAAGGAGGUUUAGUGACCUUUCAUCAAGAGAUAGUGGCUCAAGCAUCCCAAAUGAGUUCGUACGGAUAUAUUUGCCACCAAGAGCCCAUCUUUGGAUGUCCGGAAGGUUAUGCUAUUUUCCAAGAUAAAUGCAUCAAAGUAUUCCACCAAGAGCAAACCAAGAUUGACGCAGAAAUGACUUGCCGAAAGGAUGGCGCUCAUCUAGCCAAACCCUCAACACAUUUGGAGAUCCAAUUCAUCGACGAGCUUAUUCGAGAGUCUGAGAGGGAAAUGGGCAUCACGGACUUGCGAGAUUAUUGGCUGGGAUAUAAUCGGCAACUUGAUGGAGAUCUGGACCCCUUGGGAUUAUGGAACACCACCAAACAUCGUUGCAAUUGUCUUGGUCUUCCUGCCAACAAUAUUUCGGGUUUAUUUGAAGAUGGAGACAAGUGUUUGUUAAAGAGCUGGUCCAAACUCAAUGUGACGAAAGCGUCAAACACGUGCCAAUCGUUCAACGGGAUAUUGGCCACCGCCGCCACCGAGGAUGAAUACGAGCGAAUGAUCUUCUACUUAGAAUCCCAAAAUGGGCUACCAAUGGCUGUUGGACUGGAAAACCCAAGUGGAAUGUCUUGCACUACGCCCAGCUCCUGUGGUUUCCUUUGGAUGGAUGAAAAUAACACGCCCGCCAACUUCAGCACCUUCUCCGAAUCCAAAAUACCAGAUUUGAAAGGGGAUGUUGAAUCGCGAUGCGUUGGAAUCACUGACUCUGGGAACUUUGAGACCGUCCUCUGCUCCAGUGAAAUGACCUCACUGUGUCAAUUCCAAUGCCCAAGUGGAGUGGACACUCAAUUUACAGAUUGUAUGACUUUGGAGCAUUUUGGUCCUGGUCACAUUCUGUUACAGAGUAAAUGCACUGAACAAGCUGGAUUUGUUUGUUCCAAAGAUCAAACAGUGAAACCAACAUUAGUUGAAGAUGCUGCCGAACCUGUGGUCUUGGCACCACUGAACAAGGCUCUAGGUUCGAAAGAUAUUUCCAAACAGGGAAUUGUUCUCGAAGACCAUUUUGUGGGCUAUGCUUCCUUUGGGCAAAAGAGCCGAUUGAUCGGAUAUCCAAUGUUGGGUGGGCAAUCCAUGAGUGGAUUAAGCUACAUUGAGAUCAAAUCAGGUCCAGAGAAGUUCGUGUUUGGAACAGGAUUGACAGUCAUGUUUUGGCUCAAAAUUGAUCAAAGCCCAAUGGACAAUUUCCCUUUACUGCAUGCUCACUUUAACGGAAAUGGCUCGUUGAAGGUGGGAGACGCCUUAAAGUUGCCAGGGUUAAUCGGCAAAGACCAAUUCAACGAUUCUAGGACAUUUCAUGGCAGUCUCAGUUGCCUCCAGAUCUUCAACAAGGGCAUGUUGCCAUCCUACGUUCGCUUCCACAAGCAUUGCCAGAACGCUUCCAGCCAAGUUACUGAUCCUUGUCCAGAAGGGUUCGACUUCUUUGAUGGCAUGUGCUACAAGAUCGCCAUUAGUUUGGCCAGUUUCAUUGAGGCAGAAAUUGCUUGUUCCUCGAAUCGCGACGAAACGGGUCGUUACCGGUCGCAAUUGAUGUGGACCCGAAAACUCGGCGAGAGCGAAUUCUGGGUCGGAUUGGAUGAUUUGGCAGGAUUGGGCGAGUUUGAGACGAGCACGGGUGGAGAAUUCGUCAAUCGAAGCGAUCCAAUCUGGGCCAUUUUGAAUGCUGGACAAGGGGAUUGUGCCAAGAUUCCAGGACCUAAUGGAGGCUUUUUGACUACAGAUGUUUGUUCGAAACCUUUGGCCUACGUGUGCCAACAACGCCCCUUGUACGAGUCUCCUGAUAAUCAUUGUCCCGACGGAUUCUUUUCAUACAAGAGCUCUUGUUUGUUGCCAGUCAGGGAGGAAAUGGAGUUCAAUCAAGCACAGAUUCAUUGCGGUCUUCAUGGGUCAUCUUUGUAUGCCAGCAAGUCUCUCGCGGAUUUCCAGUUUAUCAAGCAAUAUGCCCGGAAUCAUAUUCGGAUUGACAUUUGGAUGGGAGUUGAACGCAAAUCCGUGAUCCAAUCCUUCGAUGCCAGUGAAGACAACGCUCUUGAAGCCCUUGAAACCAACGAUAAGUCUUAUGCUGAUGGAGCGGAGUUCUUUGAUUCCACUUCGUUUGGAUUCGAGUUCACCUCCAAUGGAGGUAUCUGGCAAGGACCCUGUCCUAACCCAGAGCAUCGGUUCAAUACGCAGCUAGAGACACGAAAUGCACCGAGAAGCACGCCUUCUUUUGCCAAUGGAAACAGUAGGAUUUUCUAA
Messenger RNA from Tigriopus californicus, 5009 nucleotides. RefSeq lists its product as uncharacterized. The record is from RefSeq and is a predicted model, not a curated record. The coding region runs from base 714 to 5009 and encodes 1431 amino acids. Gene Ontology annotation, biological process: biological process involved in interspecies interaction between organisms. NCBI's taxonomy places the organism in Eukaryota, Metazoa, Arthropoda, Copepoda, Harpacticoida, Harpacticidae. Gene Ontology annotation, molecular function: carbohydrate binding. Gene Ontology annotation, cellular component: external side of plasma membrane. The transcript is spliced from 18 exons.